UUUAGCACAGACAUCCUGGGUUUGAGGAUUUUUCUGUUGCAUGGUCUUGACAUAAACAAAAAGCAGGAUUAGAGGAAGGGUGGGGGGCUCCUCUCAUCUUUGUGCAUACUAUGUUGGACUCAGAGAUGUGAAGGUGUCUUCAGCACUGUCUCACUCCUCCCUUUCAAAUCCAGAGUCCCACUCAGCUCUACCAAGGAUUACUGCUUUUCUUUCAGCUGAAAACAUCUGAUGAAGAUUGCAAUACGAAUCUGCAAGGAAGACCAACUUAUGUUCAUACAUCUUCACUUUAAAGUGAUCGUUUUCAUCGUGUGAUUGAUCUGAGACCUGUUUUAAUUGGAGUAAUGCCUCUGUGCUGGAGUAGAAGCUUCUGGUUUCCAUUGAUGUUUGGUGCCAUGCUGGUUGGUCUCACUUCUGUUUACGCUGGACCAAACCAGGACAGGAGGCCGGCUCAGUCAUCCUCAUGCUUUGGAGGCUUUGAUCUCUACUUUGUUUUGGACAAAUCUGGGAGUGUACAGAACCACUGGAAUGAAAUCUACCACUUUGUUGAACAUCUAGCACAUAAAUUUAUAAGCCCACAGUUGCGGAUGUCCUUCAUUGUAUUCUCCACUGAGGGACAGACCUUGAUGAGCUUGACAGAAGACAGGGAACGUAUUCGUAAAGGUCUGGAGGAGCUCUAUGCAGUUCGACCAGGAGGAGACACUUUCAUGCAUGAGGGCAUCCAGAGGGCUAGUGAGCAGAUUUACUAUGGAAACACAGAAGGUUAUCGCACAGCCAGUGUUAUCAUAGCUCUGACAGAUGGAGAGCUGCAUGAGGAUCUUUUCUUCUAUGCUGAGAGGGAGGCCAACCGCUCCAGAAGUCUGGGUGCCUCGGUUUACUGUGUAGGGGUGAAGGACUUCAAUGAGACACAGCUGGCAAAAAUAGCUGAUAGCAAAGACCACGUCUUUCCUGUAAAUGAUGGAUUUGAGGCUUUGCAAGGGGUCAUCGAUUCAAUCCUGAAGAAGUCCUGUAUUGAGAUUCUGGCAGCAGAGCCCUCCAGCAUCUGUGCAGGAGAGUCCUUCCAGGUGGUGGUGAGGGGAAAUGGAUUCCUCCACGCCCGAAAUGUUGACAAAGUCUUGUGCAGCUACCGAAUCAAUGACACCUUAACUAAGAUGAUGAAGCCUUUGAUCGUGGAAGAUACUUACCUUCUCUGCCCUGCACCGGUGCUCCAGGAUGAGGGGAUGGCAGCAAACCUCUUUGUCAGUAUGAAUGAAGGUCUCAGUUUCAUCUCUAGUUCAGUCACCAUCACCACUGUGAGCUGUUCUGAUGGAACCAUCCUGGCUAUAGCUCUGCUCAUCCUCAUGCUGCUCCUGGUCUUGGCUCUCCUCUGGUGGUUCUGGCCGCUCUGCUGCACCGUGAUCAUCCAUGAGCCGCCACCCCCAGCUGUGGAGGACAGUUCGGAUGAUGAGGAAUUUGAAGUCCCUAAGAAGAAAUGGCCAACUGUUGAUGCCUCUUACUAUGGAGGAAGAGGAGUGGGGGGAAUCAAAAGGAUGGAGGUUCGCUGGGGUGAGAAAGGCUCCACUGAAGAAGGAGCUAAGCUGGAGAAGGCUAAAAAUGCCAAAGUGAAGAUGCCUGAGCAGGAAUUUGUGCUGCCUCCGACUCGGGUUCUCAACAAUGGCAUGCGCAAACCCCCAGAGCCACGCAAGUGGUACUCACCCAUCAAGAGCAAAUUGGAAGCAUUGUGGGUGCUUUUAAGAAAAGGCUAUGACCGUGUAUCUGUGAUGAGACCUCAUCCGGGUGAUAAGGGAAGAUGUAUGAACUUCACCCGCAUCAAAUCUCCCCCUCCCCGCUACCCACACUUCAAUCAUCAAUCUUCUCCCAUCUACAAUCCUCCUAGUGGGAGUCCUCCUCCACCACAGGGUACCCUUCCCCCAACUCCCAGCAGCCCACUAUCAUUUUCCUUCUCCACGCUUCCAUCGCUUCCUCCAACACCUCCUCCCAUUUCCACCACUCCUUCCCCUCCCAUCACUCCUCCUCCUUACACACCACCUCCCAACCGGGCUCUUCCUCCGACCACCAUGCACAUACCUGCUCCACCAGCGUUGCCACCCACCCCUCCACUUUGUUCCUCUCCAGUUGGCCCUCUGCCUCCUCCGCCACUGGGACCUCCCCCUGGAAGAGCCCCUCCACCUGCCCGACCACCACCUCACCCUGGCCUGUAAAGCUUGAGCAGGAGACAUUAGUGCCACACAAAACUGAUAAAGGCAGCACAGAAUGUCAGCAGCGUUAAGCUUGUAGCCAUUGUUGACUGUGGCUGUCAUUGAGGAACAGUUAGUGCCUUCUGUCAUGCUCAGUGACCUGUGGCUUUUUCAUAUUGUGAAGAGGAGUAAUGAGAACUUCUUUUGCUAUUUGUCUACAGUGACUUGUACACAUCUAGCCCAACAGUGCAAUUACAAAGAUGCUUGAACUACACUCCACAGACAUUCCAUGUAAAAGAGGUCAUGCAGACCAGCUCCAAAACAUUUGUGUCCAUGUUUCUCAGAGGUGCCAGAGGCCCUAUUGACCCCUUCAUGCCACUCAAGAUUGGAUGAACCAAGCAGGGGAUCAGCAGCUUGUACUAAUGCACAGAAGCACAUCUGUAUUCAGAAUGGUCAUGACCCAAAAAUACACUUUCAUUCACUUCCAAUGUAACAAUCCUGAUAAAGGAUGGGACUUCUGCUGCAAAUGUUCACCAUAAAUUACAUUUAAAGUUUUUAUUUUUAUUUUUGAAUGUUAAACAACUGCAUGCAAUAAUGCUUGAGAGUUUUUUUCCCCCUUUUUAUAUCAAAUUUUUAUACUGUUUCAUAUAAUGUAAAUACACUUAUUUGUAAUUUUUAUUUUUGGGUAUACUAUUUUUUGCAGACAGAAAGUGGCACAAACGCAACAUGCAAUGUGAAACUAAUCUUUUGUUCUAAAAACAUUAUCUUAAAACGUUUACCUGCACAAAGGGGCAUAUAUUAAUUUAGUAUGCAAUCCAAUGCUCCUUACACCGAGCUUAUUAAAUUAAUUCUUUUUGGGUUCUAAUGAGACCAAGUACUUACUCCUAUACUUUCCUAAUUUAGCCACUUGAUAGCUGAGGGCACAUUUGGUACAUGUUGCAGCCACGCUGGUGCAAUACCUGCAGAAUGUGGUUUUGUAAUGCAUUUCUGAAAUAAGCAACAAGCAGUCAUCUGGAUGGCAGCAUAUGGUGCUUCAAAACCUAUUCAGUAUUGUUCAAUAUUAAUGGUGCAUUCACAGAUGGGCAAGCUAUAGUACACAUGCCAUGUUCAAAAAUGUACAGGCUUUUAAACUGCACAGACAAGAUGGUUCCUCUCAACUUUAGCCAAGAGUAUGCAAAACCCAUGUUUUGGUUUGUUUUUUAUUUACAUUUUUCCUUUUGCAGGUAGACUUUUAACUUGCAUUUGUACAGCAAUGAGUUGUGUUAUUCCCAAAAUACUCAACACAGAGUCUGUUCUUGACAAGCUGAUCAAAUUAAUUUGAUGUUUCAUCAAGUGUUUAUUUAAUUUUUUUUAAAAAGAUUAUAAACUUUUUUUUAACCAAAAAAUGUGUCUAAAUUUGAACUAUAUUUUCAAUCUGCCAUAAGUUUAUAUUGUUUUGCAAAUCACUGCAGUCCUUUUUAAAAAACUUCAUUAUUAUUAUUGACAGUGUUUCAACUUUUUUUGAAAAUAAGAUUGUAGGUUUGAAGUUUUAAAUAGAUUUGCUGACAAAGAUAUGCACACUAAGACAGCAGUGGAAAAAAAAGUCUGACCUGUAUAUCAUAUUCCACCACCCUAAUGAAUCAUAACUGCCCUUUUCUCUGAGUAAACAAUGAAUUAUGAUGUUUGGCUUUAUUCAGAUGCAGAUAAAUGUCUCAGAAUCAGGGAAAUGCUUUGCACACUAUUUGUCUCACCCAUCCACAGCUUCUAGUAAAGUUUCAUGUAAAUGUUUUAACACUGUGUGUUUAGGUAUGCAAGUGCUUGUGAGUUACAGAAAAUAAAUGAGUCUAGUGUUAUGUCAUGACAGCAGAUCUUACAGUUUCCAGCUAAAUGCAAGGAAAGAAUUUGUAGAAACUAAAAUGAUUAUUUCUCAAGUCUCCAGAGUGUUCAUCUUAAGUGUAUUUUAUGUCAUUAUGUUAGGAUAUAUCCAUCCAGGGUGAAUCAUGACUCUUGAAGGCAGCCAGGGUAGGCUCCAGCCCCCAUGACUCUUAAUAGGAUAAAAGAGAAUAUAGAAAAUGGAUGGAUGGAUGUUUGGAUAUAAUAAGAAUCUGUAUCCACCGAAUUGAAUACAAAACCAUCCUAUUUAUUUUAUUUAACAUACAAAAAUGACAUUGCCUUGGACUCUUUUAGUGAAGAAAAGCUGUUUGCAAAAAAGCACAGGGUCAUUCUUUGGGUUGGGUAAAACAGAAAGAGAGAGAAAAAAAAUAUGCAGUGCAUGUUUAACCAAUUCCAGAUGUCAAUAUGUUGCAUUAUGUCACAUCCAAGAAUGGAGUGAUCUAUGUUGGAAAAUAUUAGACACUAUCUAAUCCUCAGGAAAUGUGGACAAGCUGCAAAAAAGGCGUGCUGAUACUGAUUAUUAAUGACAUAAUUCAGGGACAGCUGAGGCAACAGAAAGAAAUGCUACACUAUUGUUUUGCACUUGGUAAUUUUUUUUUAAACAUUUUGCUUCAAAAUCAUCAGAAACAUCUUCGCUCUGGACUAUUUUCAGUUGUUUUCCGACAUCACAGGAAUUACAAGAUGUCUUGACUGACAACAGCUUGUGUUUCUACUUGAGAGCACAGAUGUUUAACAUAUACAAAUACUGCAUCACAUAUUCAUAUUAUGCAGAAAUCUAUAAAACAAAUAGCCAUAAUAAUUUAUUUUUGUCUAAAUUUAUCAUAAACUAUUAUUUCAUGAACUCAAAGUCUGCAACUAAGGACUAACAGUCAUAUUGUGUAGUUUUGGUUUAUUCCAGCACAAAUUAAUGUCUGCGCCAAACCAACCUUCACUCUGACUGGGUGAGAUAAUUGGAAACAGGUUGAUUCAUUCAGUUAAAUGUUACACACUGAUUUUAUCCCACUCAAGGCACCUUGAUUAAAGCUGUUGCAGCUCGAUUGCUGGCAGCUGCUAGAGGUGUGAUUGCUGCAGAGAGAAUAGCACCUGAAAUACUUAACAUGAUUCUCUUUUUAUAAAAGAAAAACAGUCAUGGCGCUCCCCUUACUUGGCAAAAUUAGGUUGCUCAUGUUAAGCGCCAUGGCCAUCUUCAGUAAUUACUCUGCAGCUGCGUGUAAGGCCAUAAUUGUAGUGAGUGUGUGCAAUGAAAUUCUCCUGAAAACUGCACUUGUUCUCACCAACAACUUAGCUGCUUACCUUUCAGUCAUGUUGAAGCUGAAUGCAUUCCCCAGGCUGAUGCUGGCAGGUGUGCUCUCCUCACAAGAGGUGUUGGACCAACAAGUGUUCUCAAGCUGCUCCACCUGGCCUUCAUCACAAACUUCCAGAAACAACAGCUGCUCAUGUCUUUGCUGUGGAGGAAGAAGAGCUGUGCAGAGGUUGAAGUCGGUCCAAGCAGUGCUGUGCAUCCUGCCUGCAAUCUUCCAGCAUUCGCUGUUGGUUUGUGUGACCACCCUGGCCAUCAUCCACUUUGCACUGUCAGUCCUGACAGCUCUUUACAGCAACAUCAGGCCCAUCGUCUCCACGUUUAUGGUUUUAGGGGUCUGCGCCAGACCAUCAGUGUCAAUCUUCCAGACACUUGGUACUGUUUCCAAUCUUUGGACAAUUUAAUCACCCCCUGUAUAUGUGUACUUAAAUUCUCAAGCAUAUAUUUUAUGGUAAAAAGAAACAAAACCUAAAAGAACUUUUAAUGGUAGCUCAAAUGUAUAUGUUAGAAUAAAUUUCAACUGUUUAUCUAAAUAAAAUGAUGAAACCAACAUUUAAGUAUUUGUUUCUAUCGAUAAUCCAAUAACCUUGGACACUUCAGGAGAGCUGCAUUUCACACUUUAUUGCAUCAGAAGAACUCAUAGCAUCCUACUCCUGGUAACUUAACAGCUUCAAACAUAUGGUACAAGUAUUUGGUGUCCUGUUCUUUCUCAAUGCAUCCAGUUGAAAUAGGAAAAACAGAGCUGAAGAUUAUGGGUUACAGAAGUACCUGUGACAACAUUAUCCAUUUUUACAUCCCUUUCACUGGCUCAGAAGCAGCUUAAUGGGGAAAAGGGUAGUUUAAAGAAAAGAUCCAGGCUUGAUU
Molecule: messenger RNA, 6210 nt
Organism: Melanotaenia boesemani (Boeseman's rainbowfish)
Lineage: Eukaryota; Metazoa; Chordata; Actinopteri; Atheriniformes; Melanotaeniidae
Gene: antxr1a
Product: ANTXR cell adhesion molecule 1a
Exons: 18
Coding region: 342-2198 (618 amino acids)
Cellular component (GO): membrane
Molecular function (GO): signaling receptor activity
Source: RefSeq, a predicted model, not a curated record